Punica granatum (pomegranate) is the source of this 1718-nucleotide messenger RNA. The record is from RefSeq and is a predicted model, not a curated record. Lineage: Eukaryota; Viridiplantae; Streptophyta; Magnoliopsida; Myrtales; Lythraceae.
CAUCUCUUCCCCCCCCCUCCCUCUCUCGCGCUCUCCGUCCUCUUCCUCUUCUUUUUCCUUUCUAGGGUUUGCAGCAACAGGCAAGCUUGGGGGAGGAGCUUUGGCGGUUUAGCUUCCCGUAGUGGGUAUACUGAUAAGCUUGAUUGGGGUGACUGAGCUGGUGGGAGGCUGAGUAUGGCGGUUUUUCCGCUUCCGCUUCUUGGGUAGACAGGGAACUAGGGUUUCCGUGCUGCUGACAGAAGUUUCUCUUUUUGGCAACGUUAAGAGAUUAAAGCUUGUCGAGUGCGUCGAACAUGCAUGGUGAUUUGGUUUUGAGUUUUUUUCCUGCACUGGCUUGCUUGGAAUCGUACUUCAAGAAUUGAGCUUUGGCUUUUCUGUGCUCCCUCAUCGCUUAAUUCUAUCAGAAAUAAGCAGAAACUCGGAAACUGGGAUGAGUGUGUAGUUGGCAGAUACCAAAGGGUGAAAAUGGAUCAGUCGGAACAAACCCAAGAACAACAGCAGCAACAUGACCAGCCUGUGAUGGGAGUGAUAGCUGGGACGAAUCAUCAUAUGGCCUAUCCCAAUCCAUACCAAACUGCUUCUCUGGUAGCUUCUGGAGCUCCUGCUGCUUCCCCGACUCAGCCAGCAGCUACCUUUGGGAACUCUACCCACGAGCUUGCGUAUCAGCAAGCGCAACAUUUCCACCACCAGCAGCAGCAACAGCAGCAGCAGCAGCUUCAGGGGUUCUGGGCUGACCAGAUGCAAGAGAUUGAGCAUACGACUGAUUUCAAGAACCACAGCCUCCCACUUGCCCGAAUCAAGAAGAUAAUGAAGGCCGAUGAGGAUGUCCGCAUGAUCUCUGCUGAGGCUCCUGUCAUAUUCGCAAAGGCGUGCGAGAUGUUCAUCUUGGAACUCACCCUUCGCUCCUGGAUUCACACAGAGGAGAACAAGAGGAGAACCCUUCAGAAGAAUGAUAUCGCCGCUGCGAUCUCUCGGACUGAUGUGUUUGAUUUCCUGGUCGAUAUCAUCCCGAGGGAUGAGCUAAAGGAGGAGGGACUCGGGGUCACUAAAGCAACGAUUCCACUGAUGGGUUCCCCUGCGGAUAUUCCGUACUACUAUGUCCCACCCCAACACCCUGUGGGACCUCCUGGCAUGAUAAUGGGGAAACCAGUUGAUCAAGCAGCCCUCUAUGCUGCACAACAGCCCCGACCUCCUAUGGCUUUCAUACCGUGGCCUCAAUCUCAACAGCAGCAGCAAGCACAAGAGAAAUCAGAUGCUUGAGAAUGGUUACUGCCUUUCUGGGGUAAUGGAAUGAUGCAACUGAGGGUCCCAUGAGUGUAUCUAUGUGGAGGUAAUUCGGUAAGCUAUGAUUUUCUGUUAGAGCUUUGUAGUUUUAGAUGGCUGCCUGCAAGUGAAAAUUAAGGUAGGGGAGUCUGUGUAUGGAGUCAUCUUGUUAGGUCUCUUAGGUCUUUCUUGCUCUGGCUUUUGUAAGUUUCAGGGGAGAGUAGGUUUUGUGAAAGGUAGAAGGUGUGGUUAAAUUGGUUUGUAAUGCUAAAAGAAACCGGGAAGCAAUGAUCUCGUUUUGCAAAUGGUUCAAUUCAGCAGAUGUUACUUGUUUGAUUUGAACUGAAAGUUACGAUCAAAACAUGACAAGGAAAAUUUGUGAAAGAUAUCAUGAGAGAAGGAAAGUGUAAGGAGUUGUGUUUGCUUGCCAUUAUGGGUGUAUCAAUCUUCAAGCU